AUGUCGGCGUUCCUCGCAGUCUUCACUGCCGUCCUCGCCGUCCUCGCCGCCCUCAUCCUCGGAACCCUUCACAAAAGCAGCCGCCGGCGGAGAUCAUUCCCAACAAAACGCAACCCCGUCCUCGGGUUCUUCCAUCCCUACUGCGACGCAGGCGGCGGCGGCGAACGCGUCCUCUGGUCCGCCAUCCGCGCCAUCCAAACCCACCACCCACGCACAACAUGCGUUAUCUACACCUGGUCCAAAGCCGGGCCGCCUUCCCAGAUCCUCGCUAAAGUGCGGUCGCAGUUUGGCGUGAAGGUGGAUGAGGGGAGGGUGGAGUUUGUGCGAUUGGAGACAUGGGGAUGGUUGGCGGCUGAUCGGUAUCGCUUCAUGACGCUCCUAUUGCAAAGCCUCGGAUCGCUGAUAACGGCAUGGGAAGCGUUGCGUUUAUACACGCCUGAUGUUUUCGUGGACACGGUCGGAUUCGCAUUCACCUACCCUCUCGCGAAGCACGUCUUUGGCUGCAAAGUGGUCACGUACGUGCAUUACCCGACCAUAAGUUCCGACAUGCUAGGACGCGUAGCAGCUCGUAAAGCUGGGUAUAACAACUCGGGUGCGGUGGCGAGGAGUUCGGCGUUGACGGGGGCGAAGAUAUGGUACUACCGGCUUGUGGCAUAUCUAUACGGCCACGCCGGCCGAGCCGCAGACGUCGUCAUGGUAAACUCGACAUGGACCCUCAACCACAUCACCACCCUCUGGCGCAUCCCGACCCGCACUUCCAUCGUCUACCCGCCGUGCGACACCGCCGCCUUGAAAUCCUUCUCCCUCGACGAUCGCGAGGAGGUGAUUGUGGCUGUCGCGCAGUUCCGACCAGAAAAGGACCAUACCCUACAACUGGACGCGUUUGCGAGGCUGCUGGACAAGUAUCCCGAACAUCGCGACCGGUUGAAACUCGUGAUGAUCGGGGGCAGCAGGAACGCGGAGGACCGGGGACGGGUGGCGGUGUUGGGUGAGCGGGCCCGGGAGCUGAACAUCGCGGAGCAAGUACAAAUAAUAGAAAACGGCUCCUACACCAUCCUCCUGUCCCACCUCCGCAAAGCCUCGCUGGGCCUGCACACGAUGCGGGAUGAGCAUUUCGGGAUAGGGAUUGUUGAGUAUAUGGCGGCUGGUGUGAUACCCGUAGCGCAUAACUCGGGCGGGCCCAAGUUGGAUAUCGUGACGGAGGUUGAUGGGGAGCCCACAGGCUUUCUAGCAGAAACAGCAGAAGAGUACGCCGACGCGCUGCACCGCGCGCUAAAGUUGUCAGGCGAUGCGCAAAGGGCGAUGCGGAACCGCGCGCGGGCGAGCGUUGUGGAUCGGUUUUCGGAGGAGGUGUUUGCGCGGGGGUUUGUGGAGGCUUUGGGGCCUUUGUUGGCGGGUGGCGGCGAUAAGAGGGAGGAUUGA
Molecule: messenger RNA, 1422 nt
Organism: Fimicolochytrium jonesii
Lineage: Eukaryota; Fungi; Chytridiomycota; Chytridiomycetes; Spizellomycetales; Powellomycetaceae
Product: GDP-Man:Man(3)GlcNAc(2)-PP-Dol alpha-1,2-mannosyltransferase
Exons: 10
Coding region: 1-1422 (473 amino acids)
Biological process (GO): protein N-linked glycosylation
Cellular component (GO): endoplasmic reticulum membrane
Molecular function (GO): GDP-Man:Man(3)GlcNAc(2)-PP-Dol alpha-1,2-mannosyltransferase activity
Source: RefSeq, a predicted model, not a curated record